AUGCCGGACUCGGUCCAGGAUUUCUUCAAACCGUUCGACGGCCGGUCUCUGACCAUGAUGUACGAGCAGGCGAAGGCGGCCGGAGGCGCCGAGGGCAUUCAGGACCCGUCGAACAUGCUCGGCGUCUUCAAGCUCCCCCUGUACGCCGCGCUGGACGACCUCAUGCGCUCCGAGGACGCGAGCGGCGUCGAAAAGCCCCCGGCACUAGAUGUCGCUGGUGCCGUAGACACAGCGGCCGGGGCGGUGGAAGAGUUCACAGAGAAUCUGGAGGCGGCGAAAGACGUCGUGGGGCACGUGACGGACGUCAUCGCGGCGACGGGCAAGGGGGCGGAUUUCCUGGAGAAGGUGGGGUCGCUGGUGACGCCCCUGGCGACCUGCGUGACCAGCGUGAUGGAGUCAGCCCCGUGGCUCGGGCCCGCAGUAAAGCUCUGCGCCAAGCUAGUCGAGGGCGUGCAGGCGGUGCACGCCGCCAAGGGGAGCUGCCUGGAGCUCGCGGAGAUCGCCAGCACCGUCGCCUCGACCCUGGACAAGCACAAGAGCAAGAUCAAGCAGGGCGCGAAGACGUCGCAGCAGGUGCAGGCGCUAGAGGGCGCGCUCGAGGAGGCGAUCGAGCUGGUCGAGAAGUUUGGGAAGCGGUCGUUCCUGGUCAAGCUGUACUUCUGUCGGAGGACGACGGAGGAGUUCGAGGGCGUGACGGCGAACAUUCUCCGCCAGGUCGACCUGAUGGAGUUCGACAUCGUCGUCGACACCGGCGCGGACGUCCAGGACGUCAAGCAGAUGGUCGCGGCCCUGCAGGCACAGAUCUCGUCCGGGAAGGUGUUUCGGAACGACGAGAACGAGGCGCUGCGGAGGAAGAUCGAGGACCUCGGCGGCAUGAGCGCCGUCCUGAGCAGCGACGACGCCCUGGGCGACGUCAUCGCCAGCAUGGGUGCGCAGGGGCAGGUGGUGGCGGGGCUGACGCGGGAGGUGGCGGCGUCGAUGCAGCAGCUGAUGGAGUUCCACCGGAAGGGCACGCACAGCAUCAUCCGGAACGACGAGCUGCGGGUGUUCUGGAGCGAGGAGAUCAAAGAAAGCGAGGUUGACGCCAUGCUCUUCGUGCGCAAGCUCGAGUCCUGGCUGCGCGAGACGUCGUUCGAGCCGGCGCUCGCGGACAGGCUGGCGAGCAACGCGAAGGACUUCGCCGUGGAGCUCAACAUCGGCGAGGCAGCGUCCACGACAGUCAACCCCAACGUCGUUGACGGCGUGUUCCUGGCCGACAAGACGCUGCCUGAGCGCGUGGGGGAGAUCCUCGGGGGCGGCGUGCGCUUCUGCACGGUGCCUGAGCUGCCGGACCCGCUGUACCCGCGCCAGGACGACGUCGACCGCAUCGUCGCGGCGCUGGACGACUGGCCGGUCGCGGUGGUGCACGGCGCGCCCGGGUCCGGCCGGCGCGUGCUCGCGCAGACCGUCGCGCGGAAGCUCGCCAAGGACCACCCCGCGGGCGUAUUCUACGUGGACCUAGAGGACGCGUGGCGGUCCGAGGAGGACAUCGUGUCUGAUUUGGGGAUAAAGCUCGGAAGAGACUGGUGCACGUCGCGGGACGUGGCGGACUUCGCGGAGACGGCGACGCGCGUGCACCGCGGCGCGAUGCUGCUGGUCGUUGCGGGGGUGACGUGCGCGACGUGGGCCAAGGCGCGCCAGGGCGACCACCGCGGCGUGCGGCCCUUCCUCGUGGGGCUGCUGCAGAAGUUCAAAGCAGAGAGCAUGCAGGGCCUCGGGCAACGCGACGGGCUCACCGUGGUCGUCACAUCCGAGGGCGAGCUGGACGUUGCCGCCGUGGAUGACGACAUCCGCAGAGCUGUGCAGCAGAUCAGAGUGAAACCAGUGGACGAGAGGGCGCUGAAGAUGCUGCGCACGCAGACCCGCCGCCGUGGUCGCAGCGCGGACGACGCGCUGCCUGCGCACCUGCGGGAAGCGCUGGUCGGCCUGGCGGUGUUUCCGUCGACGUUUGACGCCGAGGCGGCGACGAGCGUGUCGGGCAAGCUGGACGCGACGGCGCUCCUGCGCGAGCUGAAGGACGCGGGGUACGCGCGGUACCUCAAGGAGGGCGGGCGGUGGGAGAUCGUGGAGGACGGCAGGGCCUUGGCGAAGCAGUUGCGCGGCAAGGGCGAUGCCGACGAGAGCGUCGCUGCUUCCGCCGAGAAGCGCUUCGUGGAGCACAUGACCCGCGUGGUGAUCAAGCUCGAAGGUUCGACUAAGUCGGACGAGCAGCUGCAGGCGCGUGUCGUCGCCAGUCGGGAAAACAAGAACAUCGACCGCGCCCUGGAGCUGUGCGACGACGACAGCGUGCUCGUGCGGCGCGUGGCGGCCAUCGAGGACCACUUCGGACGCUACGGGCGUGCGGCGGAGCUGGCCGAGCGCGCUCUCAAGGGACUGCAGCGCAAACACGGCGAGGACAAUCAGCAGGUCGUACAGGCGAUGAAGAACCUGGCAGUGUUUCGUGGGCGGCAGGGGAAGCAUGGCGAAGUGGCAAGCCUGUUUGAGCGCGCACUGGCGAUCCAAGAGAGGCUGUUCGGCCCCGACGACGCGAAACUUGUGCCAACGCUCCGCCGUCUCGGGGGGGUAAAGGAGACGCUGGGCAAGUACGACGAGGCGCUCCGCGUUUUCGAGCGGGCGGCAGCAAUUGCGGAGACGUCCGACGAAUCUCGAACCCUACUGCCUCCCGUCUUGGGACUGAUCGCUGAGUUCAGGUCCAGGGAGGGGCGGCACGGCGAUGCCAUCGCCCUCUACGAGCGCUGCCUGGCCAUGCGCGAGGAGACCGAUGGCCCGGAGAGUUUGAUCGUAGCGUCGACGCUCAGAAACCUCGGGCGAAUGAAACAAUUCGCGGGCAACUGGUCGGAGGCGUUGGAGCUGCACUCUCGUGCGCUUGCCAUCAAAGAGAAGGUCUUGGGGCCGGACCACACGGACGUCGCGGCCUCGCUCUACUCGAUGGCCGACAUUCCCAAGUUGCAGGGCAAGCGCGAGGACGCGAUUGCGAUGUUGCAGCGCUGCCUGCGAAUCGAGGAAGCGGCCCUGGGGUCGGAGCAUCCUCGGGUGGCGAAAACGUUGAUGUUCAUGGGCGACAUCAUGUCGUUGAUGGAAGGACCGAAGCGGAGGAAUGAGGCCAUGAAAGCGUACAAGCGCGCGCUCGAGAUUCGCGAGAGCGUUCACGGUGCAGAUCACACACACGUGGCCGACUUGCUGGUCAACAUGGCCAAGCUGCGGGCGGAGCGGGAGAACCCGAGCGAGAAGGCUCUGCGGAAGUGCGUAGAGCUGUGCGAACGCGCCUUGCGGAUACGCGAACAGGCCCUCGGUCCGGACCACAAUUCGCUGGCCAGUGUAUUGGAGACGUUGGGUGGCGUCAAGGACAAGUUGGGCGAGCACCUGGAGGCGAAGCGGCUGUACGAGCGGGCGCUGGAGAUCGAGCGGGCGGUCGGUCCGGAGCGGGAGGAGGUCGGAGAUCUGCUCUUCGGGCUCGGAGGCCUGAUGCUUUCAAUGCGCAAGAAGCCUCAGCUGACAAACAUGAACACCGAACAGGCGAUCGCGGAGGCGAAGGACUAUUUCGUCCAGUCUGUCGAGAUCUAUGACAAGCACGAGAGCAAUCUGCGAAUCGUCAGUAAAAUACCCCGAAAGCUGGGCCUGAUCGCACUCUGCUCUUCACAGCUGGGCAAGCUGGACGAGGCGGCGAAGGCCCUCGAGCGCGCGAUCCGCAUCAGAGAAAAGCUCCAGGACAGCGGAGAGGAGAACAUCGAUAUCGAACACCUCGUCGAACUGCUGAUCGACCUCGGAAAAGUCAGGAAGCAGCAAGGCUCGCUGCAGGAGGCUGUCCGACAGUACGAGCGCGCCCUCCGGAUCGCAGAGGAGUCCCUCGGGCCGGAGAAAGCGGAUGAAGUCCGGAAGAAGCUGGAGGAGCUGCAAGCAGAAGCCUCUGACGACGAGCCUGACGCACCCGCACUGCCCGCCACCCGCAAGAUCGACGCGCGACAGCAGCCGGAAGAUUCCUCGGACGACGAGCCCGAAUCAUCCGCGCACGCCGCUCGCCCACGGGUGCCACGGCGCCGGGUCAACAGGCGACGUGCGCGGCAGGAGGCCUCGGACGACGAGGGAGAAUCCCAACACACGUACACUCCACGUGCCACUCUAUGUCGGGUGAUUACGCCCCGGUAA
This is a messenger RNA of Pedinophyceae sp. YPF-701, 4185 nucleotides long. Lineage: Eukaryota; Viridiplantae; Chlorophyta; Pedinophyceae. The record is from the annotation of a GenBank genome assembly.